This is a messenger RNA of Jatropha curcas, 3352 nucleotides long. RefSeq names its product protein FAR-RED IMPAIRED RESPONSE 1. NCBI's taxonomy places the organism in Eukaryota, Viridiplantae, Streptophyta, Magnoliopsida, Malpighiales, Euphorbiaceae. The record is from RefSeq and is a predicted model, not a curated record. Gene Ontology annotation, molecular function: zinc ion binding. Gene Ontology annotation, biological process: regulation of DNA-templated transcription.
CCCGAAUUGAGAUUCAGCAGCAAGUUUACGCGAGUAUCCCAAUUAGAGAUUGCGAGUACAGCAUACUUUUGCCCUAACGAUCAACCCGCAAAAUCAGAAAUCUCUCUACUCGCCACCAAAUUAUGGUGCUGACCAUCAGUCCAUGAAUAUGUGCAGUAAGUUCUAUUUAGUAAUUAAAUCUUCUCCAUGGGCAUAGAUCUUGAGAAGCCUUCAGGAGAAUAUCAUACAGAAGAUAGCAGAUCCAAUGUAAAUGCUGAUAUGGUGGAUGGUGGCAAUGGAUUGCAUGAUGGAAACAGAGUGAUUGUGGAUUGCCAAAACAUUGCUGAGAAUGAUAAGGACAGUGGACCAACUGUUAGUGGAAGACCUUUUGAUACUACACUCAAAGUAUAUGCUGGAGAUGGAAUAAACUUGAAUGCUGUAAAGAAUUUAGAGCCCCAUGACGGAAUGGAAUUUGAAUCAAAGGAGGAGGCAUUUUCGUUCUAUAAAGAGUAUGCCAAGUCUAUUGGAUUUGCCACCAUCACUAAAGCAAGCCGUAGAUCAAGGAUGUCUGGAAAAUUUAUUGAUGCUAAAUUUGUAUGCACUCGAUAUGGAACUAGGCGAGAAACGAGUACUGAAAUGGCACAUCCUGCUAUAGAUGCAGAUAACACUCCGAGCAUUCCUGUCAAAAGAAAACGAGGUAGAAUAAAUCGAUCAUGGGCAAAAACAGAUUGUAAAGCUUGUAUGCAUGUAAAACGAAGGCAGCAAGAUGGGAGAUGGGUUAUUCGUUCCUUCAUAAAGGAGCACAACCAUGAAAUUUCUCCGGACCAGGCAUAUUACUUUCGUGGUCAUAGGAAUUUAGAUCUAGGUAACAACAAUGAUGAUGCACUGCAUGCUAUAAGGGCAAGAACCAAGAAAGUGUAUGUUUCAAUGUCUAGACGAUCAGGAGGAUACAAGAAGCAUGAGAAUCAGAAGACUAAUGUGACAACUCAAUCAGGCAGCAUACGGCAUUUGUCUUUAGAGGAGGGAGAUGCUCAAGUUAUGCUUGACUAUUUUACAUGUAUGCAGAAUGAGAAUCCGAACUUUUUCUAUGCAGUAGAUCUGAAUGAAGAACAGCGUUUGAGAAAUAUGUUCUGGGUUGAUGCCAAAUCUAGGGUUGAUUAUGGCUAUUUUUGUGAUGUUAUCUUUUUUGACACCACAUAUAUUAAGAAUGACUAUAAACUACCAUUUGCUCCCUUUAUUGGUGUAAAUCAUCAUUUCCAAUGUUUGUUGCUAGGACGUGCUUUAGUAGCUGAUGAGACUAAAGCAACAUAUGUUUGGCUGAUGCGAGCAUGGCUUAGAGCAAUGGGAGGACAUGCUCCAAAAGUGAUUCUUACGGACCAAGACAAACCCCUGAAAGAAGCCAUUGCAGAAGUCUUUCCUGACACAUAUCAUGGGUUUUGCUUGUGGCAUAUCAUGAGCAAGGUUCCUGAGAAACUCAGUUAUGUAAUGAGGCAGCAUGAAAUUUUCAUGACUAAGUUUAACAAAUGUGUCUUUACGUCUUGGACCAAUGAACAGUUUGAUAAGCGAUGGUGGAAAAUGGUCGAGAGAUUCAAUUUAAGAAGUGACCUAUGGUUUCAGUCAUUGUAUGAAGAUAGGCAAAGAUGGAUACCUAUGUUCUUGAAAGACAAAUUUUUGGCAGGGAUGUCUACAGCCCAACGGUCAGAAAGUAUAAUCUCUCUUUUUGAUAAACACAUGCAAAGAAAGACUACAAUGAAGGAGUUCUUAGAACAACAUAAAGCAAUUCUCCAAGAGAAAUUUGAUGAGGAAGCAAAAGCGGACUUUGAAACUUGGCAUAAACAACCAGGGCUGAAAUCUCCAUCACCUUUUGGGAAACAGAUGGCUACUUUGUACACACAUGCAAUAUUUAAGAAAUUCCAGGUUGAGGUUUUGGGAGUAGUUGCUUGUCAUCCUAGAAAAGAAAGUGAAGAUGGAGAAACCAAAACCUUCAAGGUUCAAGAUUUUGAAGAGAAUCAAGAUUUCAUUGUGGUGUGGAAUGACAAAACAUCUUCUUUUUCUUGCUCCUGCCAUUUGUUUGAGUUCAAUGGUUUCCUUUGUAGACAUGUGUUGAUUGUUAUGCAAAUGUCUGGUGUGCAUAGUAUUCCUUCUCAAUAUAUUUUGAAACGGUGGACAAAGAAUGCUAAAAGUAGAGAAACGAUGAGGGAACAACUAGAUAAGAUCGAAUCCAGAGUUGACCGCUACAAUGAUCUAUGCAGACGGGCAUUCAAAUUGGGUGACGAAGGUUCUUUAUCUCAAGAGAGUUAUAACAUCGCAUUCACUGCAUUGGAAGAAGCUUUGAGAAAAUGUGAGAGUGUGAAUAAUUCAAUUCAAUGUCUAAUGGUGCCAACCUCGCCAUCUUCCAACAGACCUCUUGACUAUGAAGAAGUGGAUCAAACCAAUGGUGCAUCCAAGACAAAGCAAAAGGAUGAUAAUUCAGGAAAGAGACUGGUACAUUCAGAGCCAGAAGUCAUAACAAUUGGGAUGCAUGAAAGCUGGCAGCAAUUGGGACACUCAAGUUUACGAGAAUCAGGACGUGACUGUUCGUAUGAAAUGCAAGAGAGCAUGCAAGGGAUGUUGAUGGACAGUCCAUUGCAGGAACAGCUAAACUCAAGGGCUUCGAACCUAGAUGGAUUUUUUGGCCCUCAACAAAUUGUGCAGGGAAUGGGACAGUUAAGCUCCAUAGCUUCUGGCCGUGAUGAUUAUUAUAGCAAUCAACAUAACAUGCAAAGGCUGGGACAACUGAAUGCCAUAGCACCUAUCCAUGAAUCUCAUUACAUGACUCAGCAAAGGAUGCAAGGGAUGGGGCAGUUGCAUUGCAGAUCACAGACAAUUCCUAGUUGUUUUGACAUUCAGGAUAACCUACAAGAAAUGGACCAAACUAAUGUGGGAACCUCUCAGUCUCAGUUGCAUGGCAUGGCAUCAAAACACUUGCAUCCCAAACACCUCUCCCGUUAGCCGUGUAGUUUCAUCAUAGCUAUCUUGCAGGUGGAUACUUAGUUGUAUGUUUGCAGAGGAUCAACAGAUAGACUUGAAGUAAAUGGAAUUUAUCAUUUUCUUGGGUUCUGGAGUUCAGGAUGGAUUGAUCAUUUUCUGUCCUCGUGCAGCUCUACUGUAGACUUAGAAACACAAACAAAAUUACUGAGCGGUGCUAAUACUUUUUCUUUUUCCUGAAAGAAAGAAGAAUUAAGAAGAAAAAGUUUAUUUUGGCUUGCAAGAGCUAUUUUGCAAAUUUUUGUUGUACUUUCAUGUAAGAAAUUUACAACAAACGUAUUGUGUUAUCUCCGCUUCAGAAUUCUCACCUGGAAUCAAAAUAAAUAAAUAAAUAAAUUCUCCCGAA